This is a messenger RNA of Mya arenaria, 2370 nucleotides long. RefSeq lists its product as uncharacterized. Bases 157 to 1860 code for a protein of 567 amino acids. The record is from RefSeq and is a predicted model, not a curated record. NCBI's taxonomy places the organism in Eukaryota, Metazoa, Mollusca, Bivalvia, Myida, Myidae. The transcript has 4 exons.
GUAACAUGUUAAACUAAAAUUGUGAAUAACUAUAAAUAUUACCAGAUGUGUUUAUUUACCCUGCAUAACAGGCAUGUGGAUUUGAUCGGUUAUACAUUGAAACAAAGCAAACAACUAGCUUCUAUCUGAUUGGGUUACAAACGCCAUUUAGUAUCUAUGGAAAAUUUGGGAUGUGACAAGAUGGAUGUGCUUAAAGUAACAUAUGAUAUCACAGAUUUACCAGAACUUAAAUACUUCUCUAAAAGGAUUCAAGAAAUAAUAAUUAACUGCCAGAAAAUGAAAGCAAAGAUUGAACGACAUACAAAAGCCAUUGUGUCCAAAUCCGAAAAAAUCUUUGGUAACAUUAGCAUUAUGAUUUUUAAUAAAGAUGAUUCGAGGGAAAGUCGAUUAUCUGUCAAAGAAGUAAUUUCUCUCGUCAAUGAUGUGACUCCGCGUCAACAGAAAAUGCAUGAAGAUAAACUUUCGAGGCAAGAUUCAACUCUUGAAAGCGGUGAAAUAAGGGUAGAUUUUGUUGCUGAAGGGUGUUUACAAAAAUACAAUCAAUGUGAUCACAGUUGUCACAGGUCUUUCCUGUUAUCGUCUAGCGGCAAGUAUGCCGUUGUUGACGGUAAAGCAGCAGUCGUAGAUAUGAAGGAGAUCGAAAGAGUGCUUGUCACCGACAUUUACAAUAAGGUUGUAGAAGUUGCAGAACACGUUAUGUUUGAAUCUCUUCAAGGCGUUUUACAGGCUCUUCAGAACAGGUGCAUGCCGAACAAGAAACGUGCCAACUACGGAAAUCCGUCGCAACGAAAUGUAUACUGCAUCUCAUCGGAAGACCAGGAAAUUGUUCUUGAAUUGAUAGCAGAGGCUCGCCAUGUUUUCAAAAGCAGCUGUCUAUCGGGCCAAAAGAUGUGGGGUAUUCUUGAUGAAGAAACUGAUGUUAUUGUCCAGCUUGAUGAGAAGACGGCGCGUAAAAUAUUGGAAUCAAACAAGUACGUAUAUGGAUGCGGUCUGAAAGGAAAUCAACUCCAAAUCGAUAUAGACGAACGCGCCCUGAAAGACGUUGACAAUGACGAAGAAAGACACAGGAAAAUACUUAAACGACUGUUACGAAAGCAUGGCAUUUCAAACUACACGACUAACUAUGGUUUCUUCAAAUUAGAACCUUUCACAUGUACAAUCGGGAGUAAAAUCAGCUGUGGUCAGGGAAGCCGCCAAUUCAGAAGAACUCUAGGCGGAUUUGCUGAGAAAGGACGGAAACUGUAUGCACUCACUGCACGACAUUUCUUAAUCGAGGACAAAGUCCAUCUGAUAAUAGAAAUGAAUAACACCGAAAUAUCGCAACCCCUAGGACAAGUGGAGCAAGGUCGAGUGGAGAACAAAGGAGAGCUUGAUAUAGCUGCUGUUCUUAUUCAUCCGAACAUAACGAUUCCAGAAGAUGAUAAGAUGUUAAAAGAUAGUGAAGGAACAAUAAGGCAAAGCAUUUUGUUUCCAUUUCAAGAAAAAAUCCCAGAAAUUAUAAACGAAUUAACUCAUCAAGCGGUACACAUCUGGGGCUCCGAAUCUAAACCUGGACUAGGAAAGAUUACCAUUCCAGAGUAUUUCGUGAAUGGACUUCAGAACAAACUCGUUGUUGUCGAGGAUAAAUUAUUUUCGGGAGAAGAUGAUCGCUUUGGUAAAAAGGGCGACAGUGGUUCAAUUAUUUGCUCUGAUGAUAUAGCCGGACAACAUGUUAACGUGUAUUGCAUGUUGAUGGGAUCCGACAACAACGCAGCUGUACACAGAGACACACGGGAACGCCGUAGAUACUUGACAUUUAGGAUGGAAGCAGGUAUCCUUCAACUGAACCAAGAACUCGGAGGACGAUUUAAGCUAUGCUAACACUUAAGUUUAAAUGAUUUAAAACACAAGACACCCGAAAAUGUAUCGCUUCUUAAAAGCACAAGAUAAGUUUUUAUUUUCUUAAGUUUGCAAAAGCCGAGAAGGAAGGUCAUUGAUUACAAAGGUACAUUCAGUGUGAUCCGUUGCGUAAACAACUAGAAACUCAUUACUCGCGAGUUAGGUUUAGAAUUAUAGCUUUGAUAACAUGCAGGUUUCCGAUGCCGUGAAAUGCCUAAAAAGGGACUUUACAAUGACUUUAAUUGUACCUUUAAAUCGUAUCAGACGGGAUCAUCAACAACAGUUAUAAUUGCGAUUGCAAAAUUCGAAAUAAAAGAUCAUCUAAAGUGAGGAUUAUAACUGAUCGGACAGAAUGAACGGUAUUGUAGUGUUUUUCGAACAUACAUAUUGAAGGAAUUGCGUUCGCAACGCUUCCGUCCCUUCUAGCACGGGUUAAUUCACCCAAAUGCAUAAUUGUAGUGCAAAAAUGCCAUUUCUAAUUUGUCAUUUGAA